Messenger RNA from Trifolium pratense (red clover), 970 nucleotides. Its product is annotated as protein OPI10 homolog. Lineage: Eukaryota; Viridiplantae; Streptophyta; Magnoliopsida; Fabales; Fabaceae. The record is from RefSeq and is a predicted model, not a curated record. Bases 169 to 741 code for a protein of 190 amino acids. The transcript is spliced from 2 exons. Gene Ontology annotation, biological process: protein import into nucleus. Gene Ontology annotation, cellular component: cytosol; nucleus. Gene Ontology annotation, molecular function: nuclear import signal receptor activity.
AUCCCUAAAGAUUAUCCAGAAUGUUCUAGCAUCUUCUUUCUUUCCUCUUUACACUCACACAAAACAACCCUUAUAACAACAAGUCAACAACACUCCUCACUAUCGCCACUUCACAAAAUUCUUCAUUAAAUUCUUUCACAGACAAACAAAAAACACAGUCAAAUCAAAAUGUUUGGAGUAGUUUUCCCAAACCGUAGUUUCCCAAUGGAUAUCUCAACCUUCGCUCAAAUCGACACUUUCCAUUGGAUUCUCGACAUGAACACAUUCGUCGGUGAAGCAUACGAUCAAGUCACCGAAAUCUGCAUCUUCCUUCUCAACAACUUCACUCUCCCACCGGACAAAGCACUCGCCGUCUACGUCCAAUCACCUGGUUCACCGUUCGUCUUCUGCGGCGCCGUUACUAUUUCCCGUCCUUCUGCUGUGUUAUCACUUUUAUGGCCGGAGAUUGGUUCUGGUAAUGUACAGCCACAAUUGACGGCGGAUGCUCAACCGUUAUCGGCGAAAAUUGGUGUUUCGGUUGAGGAUCUGGCGACUUUGCCGUCUCUGGAUGUUGCUGGUGAAAAGAGGAUUGAAAGGUUAGCGAUGAAAGUUGGUGAGAAUUUGUUUAAUUUUAUGCAAUCAUUUUGUGGUGUUGAUGGUUCGAAAUUGAUUGUUCCGAUGGAUAUUUUGGAUCGGUGGUUUAAGAAGUUUCAAGAAAGGGCUAAACGUGAUCCUGAAUACUUGAAGGGUUUUGCUUUGUAAGUUUUUGUUUUUAAUUUAGGUUAAAUUUUGUACUAGUUUAAAUGUUGAAAAAAAUUGAAAUUAUGAUAGGGAAUAGAAAGUGGUGGUUGUUGUGUUAAUGUGAUUUUAAUUUAGAUGUGUUUUAUGGAGAAAAUCAAGGUUCAAUUCGAAUUCAUGGUGUUGUACUAUUUAUGUACUGAAUAUAAUUGGAAGAGUUUUUUUGUGUAGGUAAUGAAAAUGUAGGUUUUUA